Messenger RNA from Gongylonema pulchrum, 366 nucleotides. The record is from the annotation of a GenBank genome assembly. Lineage: Eukaryota; Metazoa; Nematoda; Chromadorea; Rhabditida; Gongylonematidae.
AUGGGUGUUGUGCCUCUUCCAGAAUUAUUGGCUCUGUUCUUGCAGAUUGUCUACGGUGGUGCGUCCGGAUCGAUCGGCUCGGCAGCUGGUGAUGACUCUCGCGUUAUGUCGGAAAAAGUGCAGAUGCUUGCGUCAUCAAUUUAUAAAGAAUUCGAAGCGAUGAUCGAGCGGAGCGGCGAGGACAGUGUCAAGAAUUUAAUGCCACUGGUUGUGAACGUAUUGGAAAGCCUGGAUCUAGCAUACUUGGAAAAGGAGGAGUUCUCUGUUGAUUUGGAGAUGCUGAAGGAGGAUAACGAGCAGUUGAUGACACAGUACGAGCGAGAGAAGCAAUUGCGCAGAACCCAGGAUCAGGUUGGUUCAGAUUGA